Messenger RNA from Acanthosepion pharaonis, 804 nucleotides. The record is from the annotation of a GenBank genome assembly. Lineage: Eukaryota; Metazoa; Mollusca; Cephalopoda; Sepiida; Sepiidae.
AUGAAGAGAGAAGCUGUUAGAGAAGAUCGCACACCUGGAGGCAAACACAGGCACAAAAGACGGAGAGUUGAGGAAUUCAACAUUAGUUCCGAUGGGACAAUUCCUUGUGGACCAGGUGCUCAAACAACAGAUAGUUUGCUGGAUGGGCUUGUGAGUGCAGCACCAGACAGGAUCCCAAAAGCAGAAGAAAUCUUCAGUAGUACUGUGAUUCUAAAUAACCUUACAGGAAAUGAAUUAUUACAGUGUAGCUAUUUGGAAUUGAAGUACAUCAUUGAUUGGGCCAAGAAGGUGCCUGGGUUUCAAGAUUUGUGUGUUAUUGACCAGACUUCAUUGUUGAAAUCUUCAUUCAUGGAAUUAAGUGUUCUUCGGUUAUCAUACAGAUCAAUGGGCCUUAAAAAUGUGAUAAAGUUUGCUGAAGGAUUGCUGGUGCCUAUAAACUAUGCCACCAACAUAGGUUGGGGCAAUGAAUUGAUCAAUGCCUCGCUUGAGUUUUCUCUCCGGCUCCAAAGUAUUCGCCUUGACCAUUCCGAAUUUUGUAUCCUCAAUGCUCUUGUGCUCACAUAUCCAGAUGCAUCAGGUGUUCAAGACAAACAGAAGGUUGCUAACAUGCAGACUCGAAUCUUGGACUCUCUUCGUCGUUAUGUUGCCCAUAAAUUCCCCAAUGAUCUCCAGCGCUAUGGCAAAAUGCUGCUCCGCUUGCCUGCCCUUCGCACACUCAGUGCCAAGGCAGCCGAACGGUUCAUGUCCCUGACACUAGAUGGCAGCUUUCAAUUGAAUGAACUUGUAUCACAAAUGAUUAGCUGA